Opisthorchis viverrini is the source of this 591-nucleotide messenger RNA. RefSeq lists its product as hypothetical. The record is from RefSeq and is a predicted model, not a curated record. NCBI's taxonomy places the organism in Eukaryota, Metazoa, Platyhelminthes, Trematoda, Opisthorchiida, Opisthorchiidae. The coding region runs from base 1 to 591 and encodes 196 amino acids. The transcript has 3 exons.
AUGAAAAUGCAGACAAAAUUUGUCGUUCCCGUGGAAACUCACCAGCAAGUUCAUCGCUGGGUUUCUUUUGAAGUUCAUCAAAUUCUUGAGGAUAAUUUUCCAGCCAGUUCCAGAUGGCCUUUGGAUCAAACGAAAGCAUACAAAUUUCCCGUGAUUACUUUGCUUCUGUAUAACUGGUACAUAUCGAGAAAUGUAGUGAUAAAACCGCCAAUGAUUUACAUCGGCGAACAUUGGGAUUAUCCGCUUAAUCCAGAUGUCAACUGUUCACAACGAGUGCCUAACUGUCAUGCUACUCGAAGGAAGCACGAGGGCUGGGAUACUGCCAGGUUGCCCAAGCCUAGACAGGGGAAGUCGAGAGGCAGAGGUCGGGGUCGAACCACGGACCUUCCGAGUUUCAUAAACCGACGCCACCUGUUACGCGUGCCAGCAUUUGAUGCUGGAGGCGUUCCAAUUGUGAAACCCAUGUACUCGUGUGCAAGGUUCACGACUGAAAAACCGAGCAGAACAGGUGUCAGGGCGCGCCCAGACAGAAGAAAAAGUACAUGUGCAGAGAGUGACACAUCCCUAAGGUACGACGCGUCCGGAAAGUAG